Messenger RNA from Megalobrama amblycephala (Wuchang bream), 1737 nucleotides. RefSeq names its product ELOVL fatty acid elongase 7b (gene elovl7b). Gene Ontology annotation, cellular component: endoplasmic reticulum; endoplasmic reticulum membrane. The coding region runs from base 139 to 987 and encodes 282 amino acids. Gene Ontology annotation, molecular function: fatty acid elongase activity. Gene Ontology annotation, biological process: very long-chain fatty acid biosynthetic process; sphingolipid biosynthetic process; fatty acid elongation, saturated fatty acid. The transcript is spliced from 8 exons. The record is from RefSeq and is a predicted model, not a curated record. Lineage: Eukaryota; Metazoa; Chordata; Actinopteri; Cypriniformes; Xenocyprididae.
CAGGAUCACAGGUUGUAUAAGAACUGCAGGUGUAUUUGGAGUUUUGCAAUUGACACCGGGAGCAGAGAGAAGGAGGGAGAGCUUGGAAAGGAGCACAACGUCGGGUUUUAAGAAGAGAAGCCUAAAGACUCCUUAGACAUGUCUUUCAACACACUGACCUCAAGAGCCGUUCUUCUGUAUGAUCAGUGGAUUAAGGAAGCAGAUCCACGGACUGGGAACUGGCUGCUUAUGGCCUCCCCGUUCCCUCAAACGAUCAUCAUCGCUUCCUACGUCUACUUUGUGACAUCGCUGGGACCUCGGCUAAUGGAAAACCGCAAGCCCUUUGACCUCAAGCGUCCCAUGAUCAUCUAUAACUUCAGCAUUGUGGCGUUUUCCCUCUACAUGAUUUAUGAGUUUCUCAUGUCUGGUUGGGCGAACGGCUACACCUAUGGGUGUGACCUCGUUGAUUAUUCCAGUUCUCCUCAGGCUCUCAGGAUGGCAUGGACCUGCUGGCUGUACUACUUCUCCAAGUUCAUUGAGAUGCUUGACACUAUUUUCUUUGUCUUGAGGAAAAAGAACAGCCAAGUUACUUUCCUUCACGUCUACCAUCACUCCAUCAUGCCCUUCACAUGGUGGUUUGGGGUCCGAUUCGCCCCAGGUGGUCUGGGAACUUUCCACGCCCUGCUGAACUGCAUCGUCCAUGUCAUUAUGUACUCCUACUACGCUCUUUCUGCCAUGGGACCCGCCUACCAGAAGUACCUGUGGUGGAAAAAGUAUAUGACCACCAUUCAGCUGGUUCAGUUUGUGAUGGUCACGGCUCACAUCGGCCAGUUCUUCUUCAUGAAGGACUGUCCUUACCAGUUCCCCGUCUUCCUCUACAUAAUCGGACUGUAUGGGCUGAUCUUCCUGCUCCUGUUCCUCCAUUUCUACUACCACGCCUACACCAAGGGCAAGAGGCUUCCCAAAGUGCUUGAGAACGGAAACUACCUUCUCAAGAAAUCCGAGUGAUCUUUCCCUUGGCCAACCUAAAAAGUGAAGCUCUAACCUGUUAAGUGGGAAUAUUCCUUUUUAUUUCAUGUGUUCAAGUUCCACUCCCCUGUUUUAUGUUAAAACUAAUUGUGGAAUACCGCCACCUUAUCACUGGAUUUAAGACUUCAGAAUUUGCACACUGGUGUUUUACUAGAGAAUCUGUCCUCAUUUUUGUCUUCACUUAAGGCUUUGAAAUGAGUAUGGGGUGGGAAGUACAGUAUUUGUUAUAAUGUCUUCCAAUUUAACUGUAAAUAUUGAAAUUAUCAGCUUUGGAAUAUGAUUGAACUGCUGGCCAAAUAUGCAGAGGUUAUGAGAGCAAAGGUGAUUGACGUUUGUUGCUAAAAGGGGUUUUUGAAGGUUGUGUUUUAGUUGUAACUGAAUGAGCCCGAGGCCCUUUGACCCUUGAGGAACACCUGACUGAUCGACCUGCUUGUGCUCGAACCUGUGCCGCAGAAGUGACAUCAUCUGAAGUUACUGUGUUUAUGAUGUGAUCUAUUUAUUCUUUAUUUAAUAUUGAUGUUUUCUUAAUGUGAUCUUUUAAAAAAAAAAAAAUGAUUUGUAGGAAUUACCUGUUAUGCUUUUAUAUUCUGAUGUGAGGAAAUGGAAGACCAGAACAAUGUCACAGGAUUUUUGUUUUUCCUUGUUUUUGUCUUUUUAAAAUCAAUUUCCAAUUUUGUGAAAGAAAUCGAAUUGUUUUUAUAGUGAAACAAAAUAAAUUAUUUGUCACCA